AUGGGCACCCGCGACGACGAGUACGAUUAUCUCUUCAAAGUUGUGUUGAUUGGAGACUCUGGAGUUGGGAAGAGUAAUCUCCUGUCACGUUUCACACGCAAUGAGUUCAACCUGGAGAGUAAGAGCACCAUUGGGGUGGAGUUUGCCACCAGAAGCAUCCAGGUGGAUGGGAAGACGAUAAAGGCCCAGAUCUGGGACACUGCAGGCCAGGAGCGGUACAGAGCCAUCACCUCCGCGUACUACCGUGGUGCUGUUGGGGCUCUGCUGGUCUAUGACAUUGCCAAGCACCUCACCUACGAGAACGUGGAGCGCUGGCUGAAGGAGCUGCGGGACCAUGCCGACAACAACAUCGUCAUCAUGCUGGUGGGCAACAAGAGCGACCUGCGCCACCUGCGCGCCGUGCCCACCGACGAGGCUCGGGCAUUCGCAGAAAAAAAUAACUUAUCUUUUAUUGAAACUUCUGCUCUGGAUUCAACAAACGUAGAAGAAGCCUUCAAGAACAUCCUUACAGAGAUCUACCGCAUCGUCUCGCAGAAGCAGAUCGCCGACCGCUCGGCGCACGACGAGUCCCCGGGCAACAACGUGGUGGACAUCAGCGUGCCCCCGACCACCGACGGACAGAAAUCCAACAAACUCCAGUGCUGUCAGAACCUGUGA
Molecule: messenger RNA, 657 nt
Organism: Indicator indicator
Lineage: Eukaryota; Metazoa; Chordata; Aves; Piciformes; Indicatoridae
Gene: RAB11B
Product: RAB11B, member RAS oncogene family
Exons: 5
Coding region: 1-657 (218 amino acids)
Biological process (GO): constitutive secretory pathway; regulated exocytosis
Cellular component (GO): recycling endosome
Molecular function (GO): GTPase activity; GTP binding
Source: RefSeq, a predicted model, not a curated record